AUGAGGCGGCCAGGAUGGCUGAAUUUGAUGCAGAUUUUGAUUGAACUCCCAAUCAUAUUAUCGUCCAUUUUUUUUAAUUUAUUGCUCAUAGCUCCCAUUCUUUCUAUUAGUAAUAGACACAGCACUAAUUUAAAUGUUGCAUAUAUAUUCCCAUAUAUUGGCACUAAGUACACGAAUCUCAGGUUUGAAUUGUUAGCAAACAAGCCUAGACUUAAGGCAGUUGCUCACUUUGUACGCACUAGGCCCCGAAAGUCUGGAAGUAGCAAGAUGUAUCCUUCGCCGCCACUUUACUACCAGGAUACAAACGAUUAUUUCGGUUCGCCGCCAGAAUACUUUUCAGCACCAGUAUCAAAGGCUGUGGAACUGAUAAAUUCUCAGGAGUGGCUCAAAUCAAUUAUCAAAGAUCCAAAUUUGAUAGUUAAGGACCAGGAUUCUAUCGCUUCAAAGUGUACAGAAUUAUCCAAAACACUAUUAAAUAUAUCAAAGGAGAUGGAAUGCGAUGUAUCUGAGGAUUUGUCCUUAUUUUUCGAACGCUUAGGGCGCGAUCCACAAAAAUACAAGUAUUACUUAUCUCCUAUUGAAACAAUGAACGUUAUUCAGAACCAAUGGGAGAUUAAGGAGAAUUAUUUAUUCAAUAGAUGCAAGAAGAGACUAUUCACUAGAUUGAAGGACAUUUUUCACAAACUAAAAUCAAUUGGUUUUAGCGAGGAGCAACUUAAAACCCCUGAAAUUUGGCAUCGUUAUGGUGUUUUCAAAUCACUUCCAAAAUGUACGCUAACUGAAGUAUACUUUCAGAAGCACAGGUUUGGUCUGACAUACGGGCCCAAAAAUCUAUAUUAUUUAUCUCCAGAUAAUCAACUUAAAUCCAAUAUUAAUCUAAUAUAUAGCAGUGACACUGCUAGUAUCGGCACUAAUGAUGGCAAAUCAGACAAAAAAGAAUUGCCUGAAGGAAAAUAUUUCACUAGUGCUGAAGAAGCACUAUCAAGUACUGUAUUGUAUAAUAUUUGCGACAGAUUAAAAGUAUUGGAGUUUUGGAAGUUUGACACUGGAACACAGCAGACCCUAAUAAACGUCGCUAAAUGUUAUCAUACCAAACUAAAUUACAACACUCAGGAAUCUCAGGAAGUUUAUGCCAUUAGAGAUUUUUUGUUUAGUUGGCUAUAUCCCGAUUAUAUAUUGCCGCAAUCUAUUUACGAAUUGGAACAAAGUGUAUGUCAUAACUAUCGCAUAAAAACAUUGGAAAGGAGUCUAGGAAAAAUGUUAAAUUGCUGGAUUGGUUCUGGUGCACCUAAACCGACAAUUAAAGGUAAAACUGAGAAAUAUCGUAACCUCAUAAUUUGGAAAUCGUUAACCAAGAAAGCUCGCAAGAAUAUCGCACAUCAAUACAUUGUAAAAUUAAUGAAGGAAAAAGUUAGGGAGAGAGUUAGACAGAGGGAGGCCUAUCGAAAGGCUAUAACUGCAAAACAUAGGAAGAAAAGGAUACGCACCCUGAGCAAUGAGGAAAAUUAG
Babesia microti strain RI is the source of this 1509-nucleotide messenger RNA. Its product is annotated as conserved Plasmodium protein, unknown function. The transcript has 7 exons. The coding region runs from base 1 to 1509 and encodes 502 amino acids. The record is from RefSeq and is a predicted model, not a curated record. Lineage: Eukaryota; Apicomplexa; Aconoidasida; Piroplasmida; Babesiidae.